UUUUUUUGUUUUUUUUGUUGUUGCUAUAUUUCCUUUUUAUUAAAGAAAGACUGACUAAAAGGAAUAAACAAAUUUCGAAAAACAAACAAACCAAAAAAAAAUACGGCAAAAGGAUAUUAUGUAAGAAAAAUGUGUGUUACUACUAUACUUAAUGAUAACAUAUUUGUUUUAAAUGUAUAUUCACAUUGUUAUGCCUUUUUAAAUAAUGUUUUAUCGCGUGCGUUUUCAACUGGAAAACAAAAAUGCUUCGUGACGUCAAAAAGAGCCGCGUCUAAAAUUUUGAUCGUCCGCCAACGACGCAUCCCUCCUCCUCAGACCACAGCGACCACCACCAGAGCACCGAGACACGAUGGAGGUGUCAGCCGGGGACGAGAAGAUGUGUGCGCCGGCGGAGGUGAACCAGAAGAAGGCGAAAGCGAGGAGGAAAAGGCGGAAGGAGUUGCUCGUCGUACAAAUAUGUUUGUUCGCCGGUAUGCUUCUUAUCGUCAAGGGACUUUCCUUCCUGGUAGAAGAUUCUGAUGUUGACGUCUCCAGCCACAGUACCAAUCAGCGGGAUGGAUGGGGGGCAAGGAAGCUGCUGCAGAAAAUUGACAACAGCAGCAUGGUGGAAAUGGAGAUAGAACAUAAUUGCACUUCUCCAGCUUUGCAGGAGUUCCCCACAGACCUGUUCACGAACAAAGAGAGAACAGAAGGAGCAGUGGCCUUGCAUGUCUUGUGUACCAUAUACAUGUUUUGUGCUCUAGCUUUGGUCUGCGAUGACUACUUUGUCCCCUCCCUGGAGAAGAUAUGUCAGCGUCUAAAUCUUAGUGAAGAUGUGGCAGGUGCAACUUUCAUGGCCGCGGGCAGCUCAGCUCCCGAGCUCUUCACUUCCAUCAUAGGCGUGUUCAUCACCAAAGGUGACGUUGGUGUGGGGACCAUUGUGGGCUCAGCAGUCUUUAACAUACUCUGCAUCAUCGGUGUGUGUGGCUUCUUUGCAGGACAGGCUGUGAAGCUUUCUCAUUGGGCUCUCCUUCGAGAUUCUGUUUACUACAUAUUUUCUAUUAUGGCCCUCAUUGCGGUUAUCUACGAUGAGAAGGUGUGCUGGUGGGAAUCGCUCGUCCUUGUUCUGAUGUAUGCGAUCUACAUUCUCAUCAUGAAGUUCAACAACAGGGUUCAGGGUUACCUCACCUAUCGUAAGAAGAACUCUGUGAGUUUGGUCAAUGUGUUAACGGGAAGCACUGACCUGGAAGAUGUGACCUGUGAUGCUACAGCAGUCCUGCUCAAAAAAGCUAACUUCCAAUACAAGCCGUCUGUGCUGAUGGUAGACGAGCUUCUGUCUGCAUAUCCUCACCAAAUGACUUUCUCUGAAGCUGGCAUGAGAAUCAUGAUCAGCAGUCAUUUCUCCCCAAAAACCCGCCUCGCCAUGGCCUCCCGGAUGCUGAUCAAUGAGAGACAACGACUCCUCAACACCACAGAGACUCGAGUCAACCGCGUCACCAAUGGCGACUCUGAUUCAGCAGCCAGGGCCCAGGACAGGGGGAGCCUGGAGAGCGGUAUCGGCAGUGCUGAGCUGGGGAUGAACGGCACGUGCGCACUACAGCGAUUGGAGUCUGCAAUGGAGAAUGAAAACGAGGACAAUGAGAACAACGAGAAUGACGGGGAGGGACAGGGAGAAGACGGGAAUGAAGGCCCGCUGGUGCCGUUCAAAGCUCCAGCGGGUGUGUGCAACAAGCUGAAGUGGUUAACCAUGUGGCCGCUGUCUUUGCUUCUGUUCUUCACCGUGCCCAACUGUGCCAAGCGAGGCUGGGAGAAGUGGUUUUUGGUGUCAUUCUUCACUGCUACAGUCUGGAUCGCCGGCCUCUCCUACAUCAUGGUCUGGAUGGUGACUGUGAUUGGCUUCACUCUUGGCAUCCCAGAUGUCAUCAUGGGCAUCACGUUUCUGGCAGCGGGCACUAGUGUCCCAGACUGCAUGGCCAGUGUUAUAGUUGCUCGGCAAGGUCUGGGAGACAUGGCCAUCUCCAACUCCAUUGGCAGUAAUGUGUUUGACAUCCUCGUGGGCCUGGGCCUGCCCUGGGCUCUGCAAACACUCUGCAUAGACUACGGCUCCAACAUCCAUCUGAACAGCAGGGGACUCAUUUUCUCUGUCGGACUCUUACUGGCCUCAGUCUUCUUCACAGUCCUGGGAGUCCAUUUAAACAAAUGGACUCUGGACUGGAAAUUAGGCUCGGUCUGCCUCGCAAUGUAUGCCAUCUUCCUCUGUUUCUCCGUCCUCAUCGAGUUCAACGUUUUCACCUUCGUCAACCUCCCGAUGUGCCGAGACAUCCACUGAUGUCUGCUUGUUCUCCGUGUAAGCCAGGAGGGAACUUCUUUUGUCCGGGUGCCUCCAGACAAACUCACUCCUUUUUUUUUUUUGCGCUGCCGUGACUGCACGCCAGAGCGGAAAAAGCGUUUUGGGGGACGGGACGGGAGGCGGGGAGAUUGAGUCUUUUCUACUACACCAAAGGUUUGGCAGACCUGAAUUUAACUGCUGGUGCAAGACACUGCCAGAAAUGUGAAGUUUUCACUGGAUUCUUCAUUUUUUGAAGAAGUUUUACAUUAAACCACUUAAGUUAUUGGUUAGUAAAAAUAUAAAUUUUUCUGUACACAUUUCAACUGAUAAUAACGCAAUAGGAAUAUUGCACUGUAUAGCACUUUUCAUAAGCAAUCCGCCCCAAAAGGUCUGACAAAAACAGAAUUGUUAAAAAAAAAAAAAACCAAGCAAAUUUUCCCAUGGGAAAUAGUGUACCAUAUUUUUCACUUAAAAUCCUUUCAUUUUCUCAAAAAUUGACAGUGCGCCUUAUAACCCGGUGCGCCCAAUGUACAGCAUAAUUCUGGUUGUGCUUACUGACAUCAAAUCAAUUUUAUUUGAUACAUGGUGUAAUAAGACCAGUGGAUGGUGGUUUCACAUAAGAGCAACGUGUCGACUGCAAUAUGAUGGCAGUAAACAACACCAUACUACUACAUACAUGCAUGCUCAGUGUAUGUAUGCAUGUAUGUAUGUAGUAGUAUCAGUUUUAUUAGUGCAUGUUGUUGUAUCAUCUAUUUGCAAUAUAUUGUCACAUUUGUAUCGUAGUAUUUAAAUGGAUGCCAUUGAGAUUAACCAAAUGCGACUAUUUAAACGUGGCACUUUGGCGGAAUAAGUGGAUGCCAGUCAGGUGUUUAUGAUGACUUGUAAUGAAGAACAUAUGCCGAACUCGCACUAGGCCCUUAGUACUGUGCAGGACUUCUGCUCAAACUGGCCUGUUUACUGCAAAACUUUGUGACUUUUCACCAGUCUUCUCUUGAAUUGACCACUGCGCAAAAGAGGGCGGUUGUCAUUGAGUACAAAACCCAAAAACCAGUGAAGUUGGCACGUUGUGUAAAUGGUAAAUACAAACAGAAUACAAUGAUUUGCAAAUCCUUUUCAACUUAUAUUUAAUUGAAUAGACUGCAAUGACAAGAUACUUAACAUUUAACCUGGAAAACUUUAUUUUUUUGCAAAUAUUAGCUCGUUUGGAAUUUGAUGCCUGCAACAUGUUUCAAAAAAGUUGGCACAAGUAGCAAAAAUGACUGAGAAAGUUGAGGAAUGCUCAUCAAACACUUAAUUGGAAGAUCCCACGGGUGAGCAGGCUAAUUGGGAACAGGUGGGUGUCAUGAUCGGGUGUCAAAGCAGCUUGCAUGAAAUGCUGUCAUUCACAAACAAGGACGGGGCGAGGGUCACCACUUUGUGAACAAAUUGUUUAAGAACAACAUUUGUCAACAAGUUAUUGCAAGGACUUUAGCGAUUUCAACGUCUACAGUCCGUAAUAUAAUCAAAAGGUUCAGAAAAUGUGGAGAAAUCACUGCAUGUAAGCAGUGAUAUUACGGAUCUUCGAUACCUUGGGCAGGAACCACAUCUAAAAGCGACAUCAGUGUGGAAAGGAUAUAACCACAUGGGCUCAGGAACACUUCAGAAAACCACUGUCAGUAACUACAGUCCGUCACUACAUCUGUAAGGGCAAGAUAAAAUUCUACUAUGCCAAGUGAAAGCCAAUAAUCAACAACACCCAGAAACACCGCCAGCUUCGCUGGGUCCGAUCUCAUCAACAUUGGACUCAUGCAAAGAGGAAAAGUGUUCUGUGGUCUGACGAGUGCACAUUUAGAAUUGUUUUUGGAAACUGUGGACGUUGUGUCAUCCGGACCAAAGAAGAAAGGAACCAUCCGGAUUGUUAUAGGCAGAAAGUUGAAAAGCCAGCAUCUAUGAUGGUAUGGGGGUGUAUUAGUCCCCAAGGCAUGGUUAACUUACACAUCUGUAAAGGCACCAUUAAUUCUAAAAAGUACAUACAGGUUUUGGAGCAACAUAUAUUGCCAUCCAAGCAACGUUAUCAUGGACGCCCCUGCUUAUUUCAGCAAGACAUUGCCAAGCCACGUGUUACAACAGCGUGGCUCCGUAGUAAAAGACUGCGGGUAUUAAACUGGCCUGCCUGUAGUCCAGACCUGUCUCCCAUUGAAAAUGUGUGGUGCAUUAUGAAGCCUAAAAUACCACAAAGGAGACCACGGACUUGUUUAACAACUUAAGCUGUACGUCAAGCAAGACAGGGAAAGAAUUCCACCUGGAAAGCUUCAAAAUGUGGUCUCCUCAGUUCCCAAUGUUGUUAAAAGGAAAGGCCAUGUAACACAGUGGUAAAAAUGCCCCUGUGCCAACUUUUUUUGCAAUGUGUUGCUGCCAUUAAAUUCUAAGCAAAAAAAAAUAUGAUUCUCAAUUGGAACAUUAAAUUGUCUUUGCAGUCUAUUCAAUUAAAUAUAAAUAGAAAAGGAUUGGCAAAUCAUUGUAUUCUGUUUUUAUUUAGGAAUUACACAACAUGCCAACUUCAUGGGUUUUGGGGUUUGUACAAUAUUGUACACUGUCUCCUUGUACUUAUAUCUCAUGUGUGAAACAAAAUCUAAAAUGUGUUUAAAAUGUGCAGGUUUACGGUAUCAAAAAUAAGAAUUUUUGAAGUGAUGCCGUAAAAUUCAGAUUGGCGGUGCUCUUCUGUUACAGAAAAUGUGCAUGCCUCGUUUUCAUUGCUGAUUUUUUUUUGUGUGGAGCACUGGUAAAUACAGAUAUGGAAGUAUCAUUUCUGACAAUCACAUUCAGAUUUAUUGGCCGGCUAUGUUCGAACCAUGAUGACUUUGACUUAGUUUAAUGCAAGAAAAAAGCAGCUAUAUUUAAAGUGUUUUGACUGCAAUUACACAGUUAAUUGUGGCUAAUUAAUGUUGUUGAUGUGCAAGGCAAUACCUCACUUUUGUUGGUUUCGAGGCAAUAAGCUCAAAGCCAGAGUGGAAACAGCCAAAAGUCUUCCUGGAAUAAACAGCGUUGAAUACACUUAAA
Nerophis ophidion (straightnose pipefish) is the source of this 5347-nucleotide messenger RNA. RefSeq names its product sodium/potassium/calcium exchanger 3-like. Gene Ontology annotation, biological process: intracellular calcium ion homeostasis; calcium ion transmembrane transport. Lineage: Eukaryota; Metazoa; Chordata; Actinopteri; Syngnathiformes; Syngnathidae. Gene Ontology annotation, molecular function: calcium channel activity; calcium, potassium:sodium antiporter activity. The record is from RefSeq and is a predicted model, not a curated record. The transcript is spliced from 17 exons. The coding region runs from base 350 to 2308 and encodes 652 amino acids. Gene Ontology annotation, cellular component: membrane.